CCUGGACUGGUGCUGAAAAUCAAGCGCCAUUUUCGAAGUUUUGUGUGAGUGUUGCGGUUGAGUUAGGAACGCAGAUGUCUUGAAAACUUCGCUUGUUUCGCACCACAACACAGCAAAAUGAUACCAAAGACGAUUUGCAUGUCCGUGCUUGCAUAUAGUGAUAAUCAUGGACGAUGGGACUAAGUCACACGCGAGAAAAGACCAAGUUAUAUUACCGGGUAACUGUGUUGCGCUGCAGCCGUUUAUUGCAAAACUUGCGCACAAUGUGGAAGAGAUUCGUGUGAGAGCAUUAAAGAACAUUCUGUUCAAGCUUGAGCACAAGUUGGUGUGUGCAGCUGAUCUGGUCCAGGAAAGGCAGCUGUUGAUUAAUCUGUUGCAAUGGUUCAACUUUCCAAAUGCUCCACUAAAGAAAGAGGUGCUGGGAAUUCUUGGAACUCUGUCGAAGCCUGUGUCUGGAGCGGAAGGUCUGUUAAGCAUUGGAGCUAUAGAGUUCCUGUCGCACUUGAGGCAAGAUGUGGAUCCUGAGUUACAUCGCGGCAUUGAUAGUGUGAUACAUCAACUGCUUAGCUUACCACAGGAUGAUGCUGUGGACCACAAUCAGCAGUGCUUGUAUAAGGAUGAUAACCCUGGGGUGAUAGAAAGCAUCCAAACCUCUGUGAACCACAGUGAAAAAGACAAAUCUUAUGGUCAACAUAGUACAACUCACAGAGAACCACAUUGUGCACCAGUGUCUUUGAACACACAGUCGUCACCUGCUCAGAAUGGUCUCCAUCCUAGCACUCAUAGCAUAUCUGUGUUGUCAUCUAUAAGCCCUGCUACUGGAUACUUUGGAGAACAAGAAGGGCAGGACUCAAAUCGAAAUAAUGUCAUUCCAGAACAGGUGAACUCACUUCAUGGUGCAGAAUCCUUGUCAAGAAACUCUAGUGACAAUUCAAGCCUGACCUUUCUUCCAUGGCUACCUUUGUCAGCAAGUGACAGGCACAUUUUGUCUGUGACAGCCAGUCGCCUACAGAGUCGCAGCUCGUCCUUGGUUUCCAAGUCUUGUGAGUUUCUCAGGGAUGUUCUGUUUAAGGAUUUCCCCGCAGAGAUCUUCUUACACAGGCCAAGUGUGCUUCAGUCUCUCCUAGAACUACUGGAGGAUAAGGUCCAUGUUGGUGAUGAUGUCACCCUUGUGCUUAAUGCCAUACAGUGUCUGUGUGACCUAAGUCGUCAUGUCCAUGUGCGACUCAUGACAGUGUCUGAUCUUGUACUGUUCUGUCCUGACCAAGACUGCUGGAAAUUCCGACAUAUCACUGUAUCAGUGGAAACAAAGAAUCAAGGCACUGAUCAUCAGGUGGCAAAUGUAAGAGAAACUGGAGAUGGAGGCGUUGACAGUGAUGAUCAGUCAAAUUCUAAUCUGUCUGACAACAAAGCCUCCCAAGCAAGUGAUGAAGAUGAAGAUGAGAUGGUAACAGAAGCACUACAAUUUAACCAACUCUCCUUGGAGGAGUUUUGCAUCAUUCUACUCUCCAGAGUUGUACCCAUGUUUCAGGGACCCCUGUGUACUGAUUCAGCCUUAAUUGAGUCUGCAGUUAACUUGUUACACAAAGUUCUGAGUUUAAUGACAAAAGUUUUUCCUGUUGAUCUGUGGAGAGGUGGAACCAAGUUGAACUCUUUGAUGGCCACUUCUCUCGUUAAUGUUAUGAAGAGCUUGGGUGAGAGUAUAGUGCACCACAUCAAGUAUUAUGUUCAGCUAGGACAUGAUGACGAUAAAGAGGAAGGUGUCAAGCCAUUAAAGCAUACACUACCAAUACAUCGACUGACAGUUAUCAAUCUGGCAACAUUACUGCUGCAAUUUUUGGAGAACUUGGUGCCUCUGGAAAUGGCUUGUAAAGUGGUUCCUUCUGAGGUAACUACAGUCAUGUGGCUCCUUUCUAUGGAUGAGCUCCUGGCUGCUACCCAUGCUCACCUAAGACCUGCUGCAAUGAAGUACCUGGCUGUUCUGGAUCCAUAUUCAUACAAACUUUGCAUUUUUGCCCAAGACAUUUGUGAGUCAAUGGCCAGCACUUGCAAAUUCUUAAAAGCAUGUAGAGUCAAGGAACUUGGAAACUCCCUGAAAGAACUCUCAAACCUUGUUCAAAAAUCUGUACCAAGUGUGACAUAUCACAAACAUAUGGAAUUCAUCCACGAGGCUCUGAAGAUCUGUAGUAGGGUUUGUGAUCCAUUAACUCAAGCAGAUGAACGGGCCAUCCCUGUUUGCCAGAAAAUAGUACUUCAGUUGCUUGCUCAUCCUACUUCUGAAGUUAGACUGCAAGCUUACAAAGCAUCACUAAGUCUGGUGAAAGAAGCCUGCAGGGUCAGUCACGUGACUGAACCCUUCUCUGUUGUCUGCCAAAAAGCACUGUUUAUUUUGGACAGGGCAGUGCUGCAUCAAAUCUGCUGUUUUGGGAUCUAUGAUGAAGAUGGAAAGGUCAAUGAUGUUGCAGUAGAACUCAUCACCAGCCUCCUUCUGGGCCGCCUAAGCAUGAGUGGAGAACUGUGGAAGACACUCUUAGAUGGACUGGUCGCGUCACUUCCCCAGCUGCAGGGUUCACUGUUGGUUGAUCCAGCACUGGACCAGUGCAUACUGGAGCUUGUAGCAUCAAAGGGUGCCACAGGAGGACAUGUCACUGCUGAAGGAGACAUCAUAACUUUACCAACACUAGAGAGGCUAAGAGGUGCACUGCGGCUUAUGUUUGUAAAGGACCCUAAACUGCGCAGCAAGGGCUUGGAAUCGGUUGUGUGGCAUUUGACAGAUGAAGCAAGCAAUGAAAAAAGACAAAGUGUGUUUCAUGGCAUUCACGCAGACAAUGCUGCAGAUCUAUUUAUUGUGGAUCAACUAACCACUUCUGUUCAUGCACACGCUCCAGUAUCGCACACAAGCAUGGAUAAGAGUGAAAUUCUUAAUCUUCAUUCCAUAUUAUCAUCUUCGUCCUUGGAUGUUGCAUUAAGGAAGUCGUCAGCACAGCAGCUGGCCAUCAUUUUGCAAGACCCUCGAUGGCAUGAGCCUAUGCUACAGGAACAUACAGAUGAAGUUUGCAUGUCCUCUCUUCAAGAAAUACUGGAUCAGGAUGCCCCUCUGCAUUCCUCGACCACACCUUGUCCUAGGGUGGAGCUCAUACCUCCCUGCCUGACCAUUCUGAGGCUGUUAGCAGAGUAUAACACUACCUGUAGACACAGGCUAGCAAGAAAAAUUUCCACGUACAGUCUGAUCACAAGGUGUUCUCUCUUGUGCCAGCUAAACGGUCAAGUUAAAUAUGAAGCUUCUUGCCUUAUGGUUCUUCUACUCUUUGAUGAGGUUGCAGUCGCUCUACCUCAUGGUGAUAGUGGUAUUCCUUUCAGCCUGCCAAAAUCCCUCGUUAGAAGAUUCCAGUUGCCAUUCUCUCCUCCUGUCCACACCCCUGUUAGUGUUCACCAAGUCCCAGGCCUUCAGGAGAAAGACACGCUGACUUCAGAACCAGCUGUUUCUAGGUUAAGGUUGGCCUGGAACCUAGGCUGGCAUGAGAAUAUCGAAAACCUGUCAAAAGUAAAGGGAGUGGAGGAUAUAUCUCAAUCCGAUAAGGACAUAGGGUACUGGGGAGCGUUGCAGUGGAGAACUCUUGACGCUGAACUGCUCAGCUGUAGCCACAUCACCAUAGCACUUACUAAUCAACUGCUGUGCAUGGAGUCAGCAGGCUCACACUAUGACGUGAAGGUGGCCCUUACUAACAUUAUGGCGCACCUGUUGGCUGAUAAGGGUCCAGCGAUACCUGCUGUAAAACAAAGGCUUGCUGUGGAGGUGUUGUACACUUUGAAAUGGGAAAACGCUUUUGAAAGAUAUCUUCAAGUGGUGCCAAAUAGCAGUGAUGAUGACAGCUUACUCAUAGAGCUGCUUAAAGUGUUGGACAUGAUCCUCUCCAGUCCCCGUCAACCUCCAGAGCCUGUGGUGGCCUGGGUAGCAAGGGCUGUGUUGCAAAGAGAUGGACCUCAGAUGACUAUGCUGAGAAACGUCCAAGCUACUGCGGGUUCACAAACUGUUUCUGAAUCAAAGAGAGCACUUCGCAAGCAUCUCCUUUCUUUCCUGGUCACUUUGGUCAAGAGCCUGUCCCGGUAUACCAAGGCCUGGAGACUGGAUAAAGAAAGGAUAUUUAUCGGAGACCUGGCUUAUGCCUUGGCCCUGAAUCUUGACUUAGCAGAUAACCCACAGUUUUAUGAUCUCGCUGUGCUUGAGACGUCAUUGGUCUGUUUGGCUCACAUCACUGCGCAGCCACAUUGGAGCUCAUACUGUAAAUUUUCACAAGGCAUGAGUCUGUGCAUACAGCUGAUGACAUCUUUGGUGCAGGUGGUUCUGGCCUUCCAUGCCGGCAGGCUUGGUGCUAGUUUAUCGUUUAUGGGUAAAGGUGUCACAUAUUAUUCCAGUCUCUGUCUUGUGCACCUCACACACGAGAUGUCUGCCAUUGAUCCAGGGCAGGCUUGGGUCUCACACUGGUUACGAAGUCAAGAUCCCCAGGAAGAGCCCUUACCUUGGCUGGUACCUUUGUUGACAGACCGCUGGCCUGAUGUCCGCUGGAUUGGUCUUUGUAUGUGCACUAGCCUUGCUGACAGCGAGCAGGGCCGAAGAGAACUAGAGAAGGCUGGAGAGAAGUUUGUAGGGGGCUUAUGGAGCUUUGUCUUCACCAUUCUGUUAGAUGACGUGGAAUGUGGUUUUGUUCGGCAACAGGCGGCUCUACUAUUAUGCAGUUUGACCAGUGGACUGUCACCUAACAUGGAUACCUCAGAGUCACAACCAUCAGGUCAACUUAAGAACACCUCCAAAGGCCUCCAAGAUCUCCUUUCCCUUCUUGAACACUUCAAGUUUUUCCCCAAGGUCUCAACCAUGCUCACAACCAGUGCCCUUCCAUUGAUGGUCGCACGAGGAACAUCCAGGGCCUGCCAAAGCUCUGCUUCUGUGUCCUUCUCAUCAGGCACUGAUACAGACAUUCCAUACAAGCCCCUUGGGUCAACGUCCCAGUCCCAGUCAGGUAGUGUGAGCUCGGAGGCUCAGACCGUAGUGACAGAAUCUGCUAAUGGUAAAGCAAGCCCUGGGGUGUUCUCUGUGGCGUCACACACCUCAAGUACAGUGCUAUCAGGGGUGUCAUCGUCUGCACCCGAAACACAGCUGUCAAGAACUCCCACUUCAUUGGUUCCCUUAAUCAACGAGAGAGGUCUUCCAAGUGGCAUGUCGAGUGCAAGUAGCAGUAGUGAUGUUAGUAGCACAGUCAGCUCAGUGGCACCAUCAGGGGCCUCGUCGGCCUCUGUGAGGUCCUCAGUGACACCGGGUCUUAUUGGUGCCACGGCAAGGCUCAUGAACAACUUAGUGCUCCUGGCACCUGGUAACGCUAUUUCAGCUCUGAACAAGGCCCAGAUCCUGAGCAGUAUCAACAACCAUGUUGAAUGCUCCGAGGUUCAAAGCUACCUCUGUGGAGAAGCCUCACUGCCAUUACCACGUGCAUCCGCUGUGGUGAUCCGAGAGAUACUCUCCAUGUACAACGAUAUCUUAGCUUUCCUUCACUCCGUGGUAAAACUGAAUACCAUAUUCUGCUUCAAUUUGUUACAAGACCAGGAGGCUCUGGACAGGAGUGUGUUACUGUUUUCACUUCGUACUUUUUCUGCAGAUGAAACCCUUCAGAAUAGUGUCUGCGCUGUUCGGGAGACUGUCGCUAAACUGCUAGUAGCACUGCUGCAGAAUCAAGGCCAGCUCUCAGUUCCUAGUGUUGUUGAAGAGACUUUGUUCACUCAUUGGAGUAUAUUUACGAGCGUCUUCAAAAACUCCCUCAAAGAAGGCAAAUCCCCGUCCCUCUCCUCCCUUAGGAUGUUACUUCUCAAGCUGCUUGGUCUCCUUCUAACUGUCGAGGGCAAACGUAGCCCCAAAGGGAGAGGCCCUAGGGAAAUAAAUUGUGAUGAACCCUCGACAAGAAAUCGUUUGACUCGCUUACUUGACAGUAAUGAUGGCUGUGAAAAUGGAGUAGACUUUGUGGAGAGUAUCGGAAAGAAAAAGGGACAAAGUGGCGUGAACAGCACGGGUUCGUCUGCAAACACUGAAGCUUCUGGAAGUGAACUUUGUGGCGUUUUGCUGGGUGUUUACGACUGUACUCCGUCGCGACAGAGUUCAGAAGUCCAGGACGAGGAGCAAUCGCUAGUGUCUGCAGUCUUGAGUUCUUUACUGGCCCUCAGUCAUGCAGCUAAGUCUAAAGCUUUACAAGCUGGUCUUGUGGAAACUGCUCUGGAACAUAUAAAGCAUCUUCAUGCACAGAUGAACAUGAACUCACUCCAACUUGGAAAAGGACCCUCUUGGAAAAGGAAGGAAGAUCCGUCCAUGAUUGAACUCAUUAAAGUACUACAGCUGCUGAGAAAUUUUAUUUACUGUAGUGCACCAGUCAAGGCGGCCUGUUUGGAGUGCGGCAUUGUUGAUGUGCUUCACAAGCUCUGGUCGUGGUGCACUGUGGAGGUACCACUUCUUAUUGAGGUCUUACGUCUCUUGUCAACGUUAACGGCACAGUUCUCCAAAGCAUCAGCGUUUAUCGCAGGCAGCUCUGGUGUUCCAGGGAAUGUCAGCCGUGCAGUUCAGAGCGGGAGUACCUUUCUUCACAGCCUGAUAAAGCUUAGUAACAAGACAAACAGCAAGCUUCAGAACAGCUCCGGUAGUGAACUGGACUCGCACCUGUCAGUACUGAAGGCCAUGUUUAAUCUGUUGAGUAACCUGGCCUUGAGCGCCGAAUGCAGAGGAGUCAUGUGGAAGACAAACUUUCUCCAGUCCUUCUCGUCGUUGAAGCCUCUUAAAAGCAGCGCCCAUCUCAAACAUAGGUCGAUAACCCGUGGCGUGACACUGUGCUGGCUUAACUUACUGGUUAACGUGACAUUCUUCACGGAUGGCCAACAAGGCGUGGUCAAGACUCCUGGGGCAGUGGAGGUGUUGUUAGAGCUGAGCGGAGCUCAGAACAAGCAACUACAGGAGAAGGCUCUUCUUGUUCUGAGGAAUUUGUGCUUCCAUGGGGCUAGCAGACCUGUUCUUUUGGUGAAUGAGAAACUCCUUUCUCUUCUUGUGGAUUUUACCACUGACAGUUCUGUUUAUCUCAGAGCAUUGUGUCUCUCAGCCUUGUGCUCACUNUUUUUUUUUUUUUUUUUUUUGUAUUGUUUUCCUUAUACUCAAGUUUUAAGGUAA
Molecule: messenger RNA, 7198 nt
Organism: Orbicella faveolata
Lineage: Eukaryota; Metazoa; Cnidaria; Anthozoa; Scleractinia; Merulinidae
Product: rotatin-like
Biological process (GO): ciliary basal body organization; centriole replication; centriole-centriole cohesion
Cellular component (GO): ciliary basal body; centriole; centrosome
Molecular function (GO): protein binding
Source: RefSeq, a predicted model, not a curated record